GGCGGGGUCAUCCGGUCGUGAUCUCUUUCCGUCGUCAUUUAGAACUUUAAGCAGCUUUAGCUUCGAACCUUAAGAAACUUAGUGGGAAGAAUCACCUGCGAACGUCGCUAACAUUUGCGAAGAUCUACAUAACUUACUCACCAAAAUAUCCCUUCACCUUACCAUCUUACCUAAUCGACUUUGUUUUUCCUUCACGCUUCUUUGCCGGCCUUCCGGCAGCGUUUCUUGGUCUUGACUCGAUCUUCUAAUCGUCAGGCAACGCCAAAACAAUACCCCUACUGUUUUUGAGUACGACCCUCCUUACUUAGACCUAGACGAGUCUCCAUAACCCAACAACUAUCAAUACUACCACGGAGAUCACGAACUCAUCAAAUUGCCUAUACUACUUUGCGCACUUGCGCUUGAAUUGAGACUAACAAUCAAUCAACAUGUUUGAUCUAAUUCCGAAACUACUCUCGUAUGUCGAACCACCCAAUCCCCGUUAUUCUUUGUACGUUUAUCCGACGAGAACAUCAUUUACUAACCCCCGCCUCUUCAUGCGACAACAGCUCCAUAGCAUCCUUCCUCUUCCCCCUUUUCGCAUCCUACAAGGCAGUCAAGACCUCCGACCCCGCGCAGCUCACACCAUGGCUAAUGUACUGGUCCGUCCUCGCCUGCGCCCUGCUCGUAGAAUCCUGGCUCGAGUUCAUCCUCGUGUGGAUCCCGUUCUACUCGUACAUGCGCCUGUUCUUCCUGCUCUACCUCGUGCUACCCCAGACCCAAGGCGCCCGCGUGCUCUACGAAACCUACCUCCAUCCGUACCUCGCCGAGAACGAAACUGCCAUCGAAGACUUCAUUGCUAGCGCCCAUGAUAGACUCAAGGCCGCCGGUAUGGCGUACCUCAAGCGCGCUAUAGAGGUGUUGCGCACACAGGUCCUUGGCAUGCCCCCGCGCGAAGAUGAGCGCGAGGAGGAAACUAGGGCGGCGGCUGCGCCACAAGGUUACACUCAGGCGCUUCUUGCCCGAUUCAGCGUACCCGCUGCGCGAUGGGCUGCUAAUAACGCUGGCACCACGGGCAGCGAUAUUUAUAAUCUAUUCGCGGGCGCAUUUGCUGCUUCCUCGACUACUGAUACGGGUAAAGGCCCGACAACUAUGUCGUCUUCAUCCAUGGCGACUCUAGUCCCCGAUAACAUUAGCACCGCCGAAAAGGCAUCGUUUAUCGUAGCGCAGCGCGAGAGACUGGCUCAGAUGAUGGGCGCACUCGACAAGGAGCUCGAGAAGUCGGAGCAGGAGCGCAAGACAGAGCAAGCGCGAAAAGAGUUACGUCCAGGAAGCAUGAGCCUAGACGGACAAGAGGGAGGUAGUGGUAGUUCGCGACCGCCGAGCGGACAUAGUGUGUGGAGUGGUCUUAGUAAGAGCCGGAGUGAAGUCGACUUCGAAAAGAUCGAUGCCGAGAGCGGCACUGAAGAGGACGACAACAACCUACGAAGAAGAGCUGCUGGAGCACCGUCUGUCGAGGAUAGGCCCGUGGGUGCUGCUCGUGGCUGGAGUUUUCUGGGUUGGGGUACUGUAGGGACUGGUACUCCCGACCAGUCGACGCCGGAUUCUGGACACAGCUCUGGUGUUCAGAAGUAGGUCGAUUACGCGCUACGCCUACGAUAUAUUGAAUUCAAUCGCAUGGAGUUAUUGGUUGCUUGGUUUGUUUUUUUAUUAAUGAAGGAACCGGUAGAGGGGGUUUGACACUAGGAUUUAGACAAUGGACUCUACUCUUGUCCACCUUAUCGUCUUCUCGCAUUCUAGUAGUACGGGGGGCCGUAUCGUGUAUACGGCUUA
Hypoxylon trugodes is the source of this 1812-nucleotide messenger RNA. RefSeq names its product TB2/DP1, HVA22 family-domain-containing protein. The record is from RefSeq and is a predicted model, not a curated record. NCBI's taxonomy places the organism in Eukaryota, Fungi, Ascomycota, Sordariomycetes, Xylariales, Hypoxylaceae. The transcript has a single exon. The coding region runs from base 460 to 1614 and encodes 384 amino acids.